Triticum turgidum subsp. durum (durum wheat) is the source of this 4116-nucleotide messenger RNA. Lineage: Eukaryota; Viridiplantae; Streptophyta; Magnoliopsida; Poales; Poaceae. The record is from the annotation of a GenBank genome assembly.
AUGGAGGUGGCUCUCGGCUCAGCGGCCUCGCUCCUUGGCAAGGUGUUGACGACGCUGUCCGACAGCCUGGUGGCGGCGUACGUGGACAGCCUUCAGCUCGGCCACAACUCCGACCAGAUCAAGGACAAGCUGCUGCACGCGCAAGGCCUCCUGCACAACGCCCAGGCCCAGGGGAGCCACAACCCUGGCCUGCAGGGGUUGCUGGAGAAGCUGAGCAGGGACGCCGACCAGGCCGAGGACCUGCUGGAUGAGGUCCACUACUUCCAGAUCCAUGACGAGCUCCACGGCACCCACCACGCCACCACCCAUGAUCUCGACGGCCUUGUCCGCCAUCAAGCUCUCCACGCUGGUAGUGCUCUUCGUCACUUAUUCCGGUGCUUUUCUUGCUCGUGUACACCCAAGAGCAAGAGGAAUGGUGGUGAUGAUGCUGCUGCUGCCGUUGCCGGUGUUGGUGGUGGUGGUGCUGCUGUUACCGGCGUCACCAACUCAAACUCUGCUAGUGCUGAUGAUGGUAAUACGCUGCAUUUCGAUAGAGUGUCCAUCUCCAGCAAAAUCAAGUCCCUGUUACAGGGCAUGGAGUCCCACUGUGAUUCGGUCUACAAAUUGCUCGGUAGUAUCCCAGGCAGCAGCACGGUAGUGGCAGUCGUCCAAGAUCGGCCUCAGACUGCUUCCAUGAUUAUACAAGAUACAUUGUAUGGCAGGACAGACAUUUUUGAGGAAACUGUCAACCGUAUCACCGUUGGGGCCACACACACUGUUUCCGUUCUUCCUAUAGUUGGUCCAGGGGGUAUUGGCAAGACUACUUUCGCCCAACAUCUGUAUAAUGAUGCAAGGACUGAAGAGCACUUCCAAGUCAGGGUUUGGGUAUGUGUUUCGACUGAAUUCAAUGUGGUUAAGCUCACCAGGGAGAUCCUUGGCUGCAUACCAGCAACUCAACAAGAAGGAAGCAGCCGUGUUGCAAAUGAAACAACCAAUUUAGAUCAGCUUCAGAGAUCCAUUGCGGGUCGUCUCAAGUCCAAGAGGUUUCUAAUUGUCUUGGACGAUAUAUGGAAAUGUGACAGUGUGGAUCAGUGGAAAACCUUGUUAGCUCCGUUCACAAAGGGGGAAGUUGGCGGAAGCAUACUACUUGUCACAACUCGAUUCCCAAAUCUAGCACAAAUGGUGGGAACAGUUGAUUCACUAGAACUGGCAGGUUUAGAGCCUAAUGACUUCUUCACAUUCUUUGAAGCAUGUAUAUUUGGUGAAGACAAGAAGCCUGAGCAUUACGAAGAUGAGUUUGCUGGUAUUGCACGAAAAAUUGCAAACAAGCUAAAGGGUUCCCCGUUGGCGGCCAAAACAGUUGGUAGACUAUUGCACAGGGACCUUUCUCAGGAACAUUGGAAUGGAGUUCUUGAAAAGCAUCAGUGGCUAAAGCAGCAAAAGGAUGAUGAUAUCAUGCCAUCUUUGAAGAUUAGCUAUGACUGCAUCCCUUUUGAUCUGAAGAAAUGCUUUUCCUAUUGUGGUCUUUUCCCUGAAGAUCAUAGGUUUACUUCUUCAGAAAUCAAUCAUUUCUGGGUUGCAAUAGGCAUCAUAGACUCUGAUCACCAAGCCAAUAGGAAUUACCUGGAAGAACUAGUGGACAAUGGUUUUCUCAUGAAGAAGGAAUUCGAUUGGCAUGGUCAAUACUAUGUAAUGCAUGAUUUAAUGCAUGAGCUAUCUAAGAUUGUUUCUGCACAAGAAUGCCUCAAUAUAAGUGGCUUAAAUUUCAGAGCUGAUGCCAUCCCACAAUCUGUUCGGCACUUACCUAUCAACAUAGAAGGCACAUAUGAUGCAAAUUUUGAGCAAGAAAUGUGUAAGCUAAGGGAGAGGAUAGACAUUGCUAAUCUGCGGACUUUGAUGAUUUUCAGACUAUAUGAAGAAGAAAGAAUCGCCAAGCUUUUGAAAGAUAGCUUCAAGGAAAUAAAUAGUCUGCGUGUCCUAUUUAUAGUGGUGAAGUCUGCACAAUAUUUUCCAUACAGGUUUUCAAAACUUAUCCACCUCCAGUACCUCAAAAUUAGUACAUCUCACCCUCAUUGGGAAAUAAGGCUACCUAGCACACUAUCAAGAUUUUAUCACUUGAAAUUCUUGGACCUAAAUGAUUGGCUUGGUAGUUCUGAUUUGCCUGAAGACUUCAGCCACCUUGAGAAUUUACAUGAUUUACGUGCUGAAAGUGGACUCCACUCCAAUAUUCGCAAUGUUGGAAAGAUGAAGCAUCUGCAGGAGCUAAAAGAAUUCCAUGUCAAGAAGGAGAGCAUGGGAUUUGAACUGAGAGAACUUGGGGCAUUGACAGAGCUUGAAGGAUCACUGAUUAUAUGUGGUCUUGAACACGUGGCAACCAAGGAGGAAGCCUCCGCAGCCAAACUAUUGUUGAAAAGGAAUCUGAAGGAGUUGGAAUUAUUCUGGUCGGGCAGAGAUGGACCAACUACAGAUGGUGGUAUUCUUGAUGCUCUUAAACCACACUCGAAUGUUAGAGUACUUACAAUUGUAAAUCAUGGUGGUAACAUUGGUCCUAGUUGGUUGUGUCUUGACAUCUGGUUAACAAGUUUAGAGACUCUCACUCUAGAGGGCGUAUUUUGGAACACCCUCCCACCUUUUGGCAAGCUACCAAAUCUCAAGCGACUUAAAUUAAAGAAAAUUUCUGGAAUGCAUCAGUUUGGGCUUGGAUGUGGUGGCGCUCCAGGGAAAUGUUCUAUGCGCUUGAAGACAGUUGGGCUUUAUGAGAUGCCAGAACUUGUUAAAUGGGUUGUGGAACCUAAUUGUUGUCCCUUUCCAAGUCUUGAAGAAAUCAGAUGCAUCGAUUGUCCCAAUCUCCGUGUGAUGCCCUUCUCGGAGGUAUCGUGCACCAAUUUGCGCAAACUUGAAGUUUCUGGGUGCCCCAAGAUGUCUCUGCCCUCCAUGCCUCACGCCUCCACACUGACAGAUUUGGUGGUUAACACAGGUGGAAGAGGUGAGUCAAAAACGUUGUUGUCUUAUGAUGGAAAGAAAUUGGUUGUUAGAGGGUAUGGCGGUGCUUUGGCCUCCCACAAUCUGGAUAAAGUAGAAGAUAUGACUGUCGAAAGAUGCGAUGGUUUGUUCCCUGAAGAGUUGGAUGGUAGUUUUGUCUUCUGUUCAGUUAAGAGUCUCCAAUUAAAUGUAUCUCAUUUUACCAGCAAAUCAUCAUCGUCAAAAGUGUUAAACUGUUUCCCAGCUCUUUCUAUGUUGAAGAUAGAUGGCUCCGAGGAAUGUGUAAUGCAGUUCCCAUCUUCCAGCUCACUGCAGGAACUUACCUUCAGGGGCUGUAUGGGCCUGGUUCUUGUACCUGUAGAGAAGGAGAAUGGAGGAGGAAUUCAGCAGGACAACUCAUUGCUCCAAUCAUUAACAAUAUCCGGAUGUGGCCAAUUGUUCUGUCGAUGGCCCAUGGGCAUGGGAGAAUUAGACACAAUUUGCCCUUUCCCUGCUUCCCUGAGGGAACUUGAUGUUUGGUACUCUGCCCCAAGCAUGAAGUCAAUGGCUCUGCUCUCAAACCUCACGUCCCUCACCACUCUAAGGCUAAUAAGAUGCAGUAAUUUAACAGUGGACGGAUUCAAUCCUCUCAUCGCAGUCAACCUCAGAGAACUGGAAGUGCAUUGCGAGAACACCUUAGCAGCAGAUAUGCUCUCAGAGGUGGCAAGGGCCAAAUUAUUGCCUGCAGGUUACAUCUCUAGAUUGGAGAAACUCAAUGUAGAUAACAUCUCUGGAUUGCUUGUUGCUCCUGUUUGCAACCUCCUCGCCCCGGCCCUCCACACACUUGAAUUCAAGUAUGAUAGGACCAUGGAAAGUUUCACGGAAGAGCAAGAGAAAGCGCUGCAGCUCCUCACCUCCCUCAAGGUGCUAAGUUUUUCCUAUUGCAGGGUUCUGCAGUCCCUUCCUAAAGGGUUACAUCUCCUUUCUUCUCUCAAGGUGCUAGUUGUCCGGGGGUGUGAAAAUAUCCGAUCGAUGCCCAAGGAGGGCAUCCCGGUUUCGCUGAGAAAACUAGAGAUGGAUCGUCGCAGUCGCAACGCUGAGAUAGGCGAGCAAAUUGAGAAAAUCAAAAGAACCAACCCAUAUUUAUCCGUCUCGGAUUACUACACCCAAGACUAG